GGAUAUAUAAAUAGCUUUGUGGUCACACUAUUUUAAAACGCGUUGUGUGUCUAUUCAUGCAAAAACAACACACGGAGUUUCAUUCGAGCGAAAGAAAUUGGCAAAAUUUCAGUACUAUCUUAAUCAGUUCGAUCAAGAUUUCGUAAUUUUAUGUGAAUUCUGAAAGGCAUGUAUAAAAUAAAAGUGAGAAAUCCAACUAAUCGAAGCGUAGUUUUUUAAAUCUUAAAACCUUCAAAAUUGAAUUGGUUAGUUAUGCUCUCAUGAGACUGCACAUGUAUUUGCAUCAUUACAAAAAAGAACUUAUAAAUCGCCGCAAGAGGAAUAAAACACCAACUUCCACGUAAAAGUAUCAUUGGAAUUAAAUAAAAUUGCGUUUGAUUACAAUAAUGAAGUUCCAGUGGAAUUUGAUUCGGGAUUAGUCGGGAAUGCUACAAUUGAAGCAGAGGAUUACUUGCAGUAUUUAAAUACGAUGCGUGAAGCUCUUUUUUCCCAGGAUGGCUGGGGUUGCCAGCACGUCAACCAGGAUACAAACUGGGAGGUCCCUAGCUCUCCAGAGCCAGCUAACAAAGAUGCAGCAGGACCACCUUUGUGGAAACCAAACAUUAACAAUGGCACUGAUCUUUGGGAAUCUAAUUUAAGAAACGGUGGUCAACCUACAGCUCAACAAGUUCCAAAACCGUCUUGGGGUCAUACCCCAUCCUCUAAUCUAGGCGGCACGUGGGGAGAAGAUGAUGAUAAUACAGACGCGAGUAGUGUAUGGGUUGGCGGAUCAGUCAGCAAUUCUGGAGCAGCAGUGGGAGUAAACCAAAGCGGAGUAAAUGUUGGCCCGGGAGGAGUCGUUGCAUCAACAGGACCCCAGUGGUCACAAGGAGUUGUGGGACUUGGAUCUUCAGGUACAAGUGGAGCCAACAUUACCGGAGCAACUAGUGUCACUGCUGCUGGUGGAAGCAAUACCAAUAAUACUGGAAAUGGGUGGGGUGAUCCUCGGGAUAUUCGCCCUUUGACUGCAGGCGGAGCUAGUUCAAUUGACAUACGCAAUGUUGAUCAUCGGGGAGGCAAUGGCUCUACCGCUAGCGAUCCUCGUGACAUUCGAAUGAUCGAUCCUCGAGAUCCUAUUCGCGGCGAUCCCCGCGGUAUUUCUGGACGUCUAAAUGGAACCUCAGAAAUGUGGGGCCAUCACCCGCAAAUGACACACAAUCAAAUGCAAAAUAUGAACAAAUUAGUUGGUCAAAGUGUAACAUCUGCGGGAACCGGUGUUGGAGGUUCAACAGGUCCUGGGAUUCCUGGAGGUCCUGGCCCUAAUUCCGUUCCCGUUUCUACCAAUAUCGCAACGCAAUGGGGACCUGCUCAAGCGGUAGGGUCUAAAGACAUAUCUAAACAGAUAAGUGGAUGGGAGGAGCCAUCUCCCCCGCCGCAGCGCCGAAGCAUACCAAAUUAUGAUGACGGAACUUCAUUAUGGGGACAGCAGCCUCGUGUCCCUUCUGCCAGCGGUCAUUGGAAGGAUAUAAAUGACUCAAUCAAUCGCGGCGGCCAUUUAAUGCGAGGGCAAAACCAGUCGGUUGGCAUCGGUAUUACAGGGGUUGGCAAUAGUAAUGUCCCAGUGGGUGCCAAUCCCAAUAACCCAAACAUAAAUAGUGUUAUUGGGCCCCAAGCACGCUUAGCAUCGGUGGGAGGCGUACAACACAAGCCUGAUGGCAGUACCAUGUGGGUACACUCAAACAAUGUUAGUGGUAGAAAUCCGGUGACUGGAGUAACAUCUUGGGGAGAGGACAGCCACAAUGUUAGCGUCGGAGCUCCUACCGCAGGUGCCGUCCCAGUAAGUAAUUGGGUUGACGAAAAAUCCAACACGUCACUGGUACAGAAUUCUUGGACUGACGCUGGCUCGGUUGGAGUAAGUUGGGGUGGUAAGCAAACCAAAUCUAAUAACACAUCGGCAGGAUGGAGUACAACGGCAGGUGUGGGUGUAGUUGAUAGCGGAGACAUAAGCUCUGACUGGAACACACAUAGCGGUAUUGUUGGAAAAUCUCAGCAGCAGCCAAAGCUGGCAGGUAUGAAUGUGGGAAUGGUGCUUAAUGCGGAUAUGAUAAAGCAGAGCAAGCAGUAUAGAAUUCUGAUCGAGAAUGGUUAUAAAAAAGAGGAUGUAGAGCGAGCAUUACUGAGUGCAAAUAUGAAUAUUGAAGAAGCUGCUGAUAUUUUGCGUACAAAUUCCACAAUGACAAUGGACGGAUGGCGUCGGCACGAUGAGACUAUUGGUUCCUAUUCGGAUCACUCAAGCUCAACAAGCAGCGGAGUAUUUCCAGGCCGAUAUCCAGUCGGCAGUUCACAACCCUCAAUGUCGUUUCCCCCUAAUAACCUUAUGAAUACCGGAGGCGGAAAUAAUAAUCCAAACAUGACUGCUUUGCAAGUACAAAAGUACUUAAAUCAAGGUCCACAUGGCGUUGCUGUUGGACCCCAACCGGUGGGAAAUGCAUCCGCUCUAUCUGUAGGAUUUGGACAAAACGCUUCAAACACAGCAGUUGCAGCAGCCACGUCAGUAAAUAUUGCCUCUAAUUCAAACAAUCAACCAUCGGGCCAACAAAUAAGAAUGCUUGGUCAGCAAAUUCAGUUGGCUAUCCAUAGUGGUUUUAUAUCAAGUCAAAUAUUAACACAACCUUUAACACAAGCUACUCUUAAUCUAUUAAAUCAACUUCUUAGCAAUAUAAAGCACCUUCAAGCAGCUCAACAGUCCCUUGCUAGAGGGGGAAAUGCAAAUCCUAUGGCAGUAAAUGUAGCAAUAGCUAAAUACAAACAACAAAUUCAGAACCUACAAAACCAAAUAAAUGCACAACAAUCUGUAUAUGUCAAACAACAAAAUGUACCACCAACUUCGCAGCAACAGCAAGCACAAGCACAGCAACAUCAAACACACCUUAAUAACUCUGCCAACGACUAUCUAAGAGGUCACGAUCCAAUUAAUAACCUACAAAACAAUUUUCCUGAGCUUAAUUUAAAUAAGCAGGGAGGAUUUCAAGGGACGUCCAAUCAGCAAUCUCGGUUAAAUCAGUGGAAGCUUCCAGUAUUAGACAAGGAUAUAAAUGCUGAAAGUUCGGAAUUUUCACGAGCUCCAGGGGCUACUAAACAAAAUAUUACUAGCAAUGCCGGCAAUAUAGGUUCCUUGGGCCUUCAAAACGAUGGUACAUGGUCAACCGGUCGAAGCAUUGGAGAUGGUUGGCCGGAUGCCUCAUCUGAUAAUGAGAAUAAAGACUGGUCAGUUGCCCCACAGAGUACAGCAUCAAGUGUUUACACUGACUUGGUGCAAGAGUUUGAGCCAGGCAAACCAUGGAAGGGUUCUCAGAUUAAAAGCAUAGAAGACGAUCCCAGCAUUACUCCUGGAAGUGUUGCUAGAUCCCCCUUGUCCAUUAAUUCGGCGCCUAAGGAAGCUGACAUAUUUAAUAGUACUGGAAAAAAUUCGCCGACUGAUCUACCGCCUUUAAGUUUAUCUUCAUCUACUUGGAGUUUUAAUCCUAACCAAAAUUUUCCGAGUUGGUCUGAUACAAAUUCGCAAUCUGGCAGUACUUCUGAGUUGUGGACAAGCCCUUUAAACAAGUCGUCAUCUCGUGGACCUCCACCAGGCCUAACUGCCUCUUCAAAUAAAUCGGGAAAUGGUGGUAGUACUACUUCAACAUCGACAGCAAUAUCUGGCGGUGCUAAUGGAUGGUUACAAACACGAGGUGGGAGUGUUCAAGCCACAAGUACAACUUGGAGUGGAGGUAAUGCACCAUGGAGCUCUAGUUGGUUACUUUUAAAAAAUCUUACUGCCCAGAUUGACGGUUCUACAUUACGUACAUUGUGUAUGCAACAUGGUCCUCUUGUGAGCUUUCAUCUAUACUUAAGCCAAGGGAUUGCCUUAUGUAAAUAUGCCACUCGAGAGGAGGCAAACAAAGCGCAAAUGGCAUUAAAUAACUGUGUUCUUGCCAAUACUACAAUAUUCGCUGAAUCUCCUAAUGAAAAUGAAGUACAGAACAUUAUGCAACAUUUGCCGCAACAGCCACCCUUAGCCACCACCAGCACAAGUACCACUGGUACUGUCGUAACGUCAUCCAACAGUUCAAGCAGUUCCGUACCCAGCAGCUUAUCUGGAAACAGUAGCAAUGGAAAUAGCAACGGAAACAGCGGGGGCUGCAUUGGCAAUAGCAGUGUUAGUGGAAGUAGUGUGGGUAUUAGCAAUUCCAAUGCUAAUGUAGUAAGCUCAAAUCUUGUAAAUGCCAGUGGUUGCUCUGUUUCAAAUCCUACCGGUGGACCUUCUACUUCUGUAACCGUUGUCUCGGUUUGCGCCAGUACCAUGAGCAAUGCCUCAAAUGGAACGGGUUCCACCAGCAGUGGUGGUCCCAAGAAUAGUGCAAACAAUGUUUCUUUAUCUGCUAGUCAGGCUAGUGGUUCCAACAGUGGUUCAAACAGCUCAACAUGGCGUCAAACAAGCCAAAACCAACCACUUCAAAGUCAGAGCAGGCCAACGGGUAGAGAAGCUGAUUAUGAUUAUAUAUCUCAAUUUGUUUGUUCCAUUGUUGAUGAUUAAUGAAUAGCGACCAAUUCCAUUGGUGAUUGACCAUCGACUACCGCAUUCUGUGACUCAAGACACUCACCCAAAACCUUCAAAUAAUUGAUACUAAGUAUAUGUAUGGAAAGCAAGACCAUGUGAAAAAUAUAAAAGUGGAUCGACUGAUAGACGAAUGGACUUAGAUUUUUGUAUGCCCGUAGAUUUAUUUUUCUUCGUCGUUCAUAGAGCUAAACUUGUAUCAGUAAGUUAAAAUUUAAUCAUGAAAAACAAAAAUAUGCUUAUGUAUAUGUUGUCAAAAUAAUAGAACUUUUGAAUUGUUUGCUGGCUAAAAAAAAUAUGUUGUCCUAUUUGAGAAAAAGAGUAUUGACUUUAAAGUCCAUUACUUAUUUUUGGGGAAUAAAUCGUAAUUGCAUACAUUCAAAACGUGUGAGACUUAAUAAAUAAAAUAAAUAUAACUAAAUGAACGCAAAUGUACAUUAUAUUAGUCCUUAUCGUCAAAGUUUGACAUAAGGAUAAAUAAAGUAUGUUAGAUUUGCA
This is a messenger RNA of Drosophila ananassae, 5074 nucleotides long. It is a transcript of the gene gw, whose product is annotated as protein Gawky. NCBI's taxonomy places the organism in Eukaryota, Metazoa, Arthropoda, Insecta, Diptera, Drosophilidae. Gene Ontology annotation, biological process: miRNA-mediated gene silencing by inhibition of translation; positive regulation of nuclear-transcribed mRNA poly(A) tail shortening. Gene Ontology annotation, molecular function: protein binding; RNA binding. Bases 470 to 4555 code for a protein of 1361 amino acids. The transcript has 10 exons. Gene Ontology annotation, cellular component: P-body; nucleoplasm. The record is from RefSeq and is a predicted model, not a curated record.